UCUCUCUAGGUUAUUUGGUCUAUAAAAACAUCCGUCUCCAUACUUUUCUUAAGCGGAAUUCUACGCAGUUUUGUGACUCUGAGCAGCUAAACAAUCUUCCGCUGUUGUUAAAUCGAAAUUGAAGUUUCUUAGUUGCAUUUCUUCCAUGCGUCUAUUUUUCUUCUUUCAACAAUAGAGUCUAUUUGUUAUCUAGAAAGCCAAUUUGCAGAGCAAGAGCGUCUCUCCAAUGGCGGAUUUCUUGCAUUGAAGGUUGGCAAUAUCAUUAUGCGUUUCUCCGUGCCUUUCAAACUUCUGUGUUGAUUACGGCCUCGAACAAAUCGCGACAUUCCGUUAAAUAAUUUAUCAUCCCUAACCUCGAUCUCGAAACUUGUCUAAAUCAGCUUUGUGAUUGAUUGUAGUGAAUAAAACAUAAGAACAUGCACCGGUGACGGCGUCAUUAAUGUAAAUUUUCCGGCGCCGGUUCCAUAGUGCAUAAAGAGAAAGCUGAGCAAGAAUCAGCGGCGGCCAGACAACCGCUGAGAUGCGAUCCACAGAUGAGUUUUCCCGAUGUGGAACUUGUCUACUAAUACCGUCUUACAUACAAUAAGGAGUACAUAAUUCGUAUUUCAGAGGUUAUAGUGGAGACAUAAAUUUUAAAUAAUGUUUAAAGAAAAAUUGAAAUAAAGUGAAGAUAAAAUUGUAAUCUAUAAAUAAAAAAUUCAUUUUGCAGCUAAUUAUAUACGUAUUUAUUUGUAAUCUAAAUCUAAUAAAAUCAGACAAAUUUUAAAUCUCGGUUGAUUAAUUUUAUGUCAUUGAAUUAUCGUAAUAGACGUAGUAUCAUCAAAAUUAUUCAGAUCGGAUUUGCAUUUCGAUAAUGGACGUUGUCCCAAUGAUAUUGAUCUGGACUACCGGAUAUGCAGAUGAUCAUAACUGGUUUAUAAACAGGGCCGGUUUGAUAAUUUAAAAGACCUGGUCCAAUCACACAAAUUAGCCCCUUAUAUCAGAUAAUAAAACGGUUUUUCAAAUACCAAAAAGCAAUCUUCAAAAAUAAACAAAAAAAGGACUACAAUCAAAUCAGAGAUUCAGGUUAUUGAACUUUAACAAAAUCUAAAAUAAAAAAAGAAAUGAAUAAAAAACAUAACCUGAAAAAUUGGACAAGAAAAAGUGAAUGAUUUGAAAAUUUGGACAAGAAAAUUGAGUCGUUUGACGAAGCCAUUUAAUUAAGCAAUCAAUUAUUUUGAUUUUUUGAAAAAAUCAUAAAGAGAAUUCUCAUAGUUCAAACCCUUAAAUAUGAGAAACAUAAAAGUGGAGAAAGAGAAACAUAGAAGUGGAGAAAGAGAAAGAGCAAUGUUGAAAUGCUCAUAGGGACUUUUGGAGGGCGGGUUAUAGCUUUUCAUUUAAUUAAAUGAAUAAUUCUCAAAAUAUUGUUGAGUUUUUUUCCUAUUUAAUGUUAAUUAAUUAAUUAAUUACGAAAUUAGGACUCGGUUAAAAGUAUUUACCAAAAUAUUGCUGGAUUAACCAUGGUCGGGGUAAGUCGUCCAACCGUUGGGCGACUUUCCCUUAAGUAAAAAUCGGGACACGCCCCAAAAUAGAACCCUGCGUAAACAUCACUCCCCAAAUCCCCCAAGCCGCACCGACGAUAGACGAAGGAAGACGACGACCGAGCUCGUAUCCAACUCCAGCGAACCUCCAUUUCCGGCCUCCCCACUCCGGCAAACCUUCACCUUCUUCUGCAACACUCCUUCUUUCUUCUAGGUAAAUAAAACUCCAUUUCAUCUCAUUUUGAACUUAGGGUUUUGAAUGUUAAAAAUUUCGAAUUUUUGGAUUAUGAAUUGAUUGUGAAUUAAGUUGUUGUGAAAUAUGGAUAUGUAUGAAAUGUUGAAAUUUGAUUUUAAAUUGAUUGUAAAUUUAAUGUGUAUUUUGACAUUUGGGCAUUUGGGUAGACUUGAAUGUAGCUAAAUUUGGGUAUUGAAAUGUAGACUUGAAUGUAGUUAUCAAAAUUUGGGUAGUUUCAUAUUGAGAUGUGAAUUGUUGGUCAAUUUCGACUUUUGAAUAUAUUACAAUUUUGGUAGCUUUUUUAUUUAGGAAAUUUGAAUGUGUAUAAAGUGUGUAUAUUGAUGCGUACUCAUGAAUUUUGGAUAAUGAAUUGUUAUUAGAAUAUGGAUUUCUCAAGCUUCCCAAUCGUGUGUCAUUGGGGAGGGAACUAUUACGAGGAUGCUGGGCAAAUAUGCCAUGAAGGUGGUAGAACCAGCUUUGUCAUGGUUUCUCGUGGCGCUUGCAUGCUCGAGAUCCUUCAAAAAAUACAUGCAGCCACAAUGAUUCAUCCUAGUCGUUCUUUGCGGUUGAAAAUGAAAUUUCCCAUGAACAGGGGAAAGUACAUGCUUAUGCCCCUCAUUGAUGAGCUAGCUAUAACAAAUAUGUGGGGCAUAAUUCAGAUGGAGGAUAUGUCGUCGCUGGAGGUAUACAUUGAGGAAUGCUUUGACGUUAAUGCUACUCAAUCGACAUCAAAUGCUGUUGUAUCUAGGCAUGAUGUCAUUGCAGGGGUGAAUGCAGGGAAGUUGUCAAAGGUUCCUGUACUAGACAUGGUUAUACAGGAGGAUGGCAGGUAUUUGCACAACGGUGCAUCAUUUGUGGAUGGGCAGGGAAGUGAUGAUGAUGCAGACGAUAACAUCAAUGGUGACGACAUGACAGAAUCUGAUGAAGAUGAUGGUGAUACUGUGACAUCAACUGCCCCGUCUAGCCACUUCACUAGAAUGUAUGAUCUCCCUGAAGGCUUUACUGAUGCGUGGAUGAGUGGAUCAGGUGAGAAAAGGUUUACCCCCGAUGGUGAGUUUGAGGUCGGUCAACAGUUUGACAACAAAGAACAAGUCAUCAAUAUGGUGAGCUUGUAUUCUAUCAAACGGAACCAAUUCUAUCGGGUGAUAGAGUCUGAUAAACACAAAUGGGUGGCACAAUGCAAAAGGAAGAAAGAAUGUCAUUGCCUCUGGAGAAUACGCGCCACAAAGAACAAAGGCAACCUUGACACCUUCACAAUUGUGCGUUAUACUGGACCUCAUUCUGCUUCAUGUGUAGGCAACAUCGACACUACAGAUCACGUGGCCUUGACAUCAGAAUUCAUCUGUAAAGAUGUGGUUGACAUUAUUCGCACUGAUCCUUCUCUUAAAGUGCAUACUAUCAUCGAGAUGUUGAAGGAAAAAUAUGGGUAUACGGUAUCUUACCGGAGAACAUGGAUGGGGAAGCAAAAGGCCAUAGCACAAAUAUUUGGCGGUUAGGAAAAGUCAUAUUUCGAAUUGCCCCGUUUCAUGACAGCGCUCCAACAUUCUAAUCCAGGAACUGUUGUUCAGUGGUACCCACCCCCCAAUGGUUCCACAGGUUAUAUGAUGUUUCAAAGAGUUUUUUGGACAUUCAAGGCCUCAAUAUCUGGUUUUAAGCAUUGUCGACCCGUACUUACUAUUGAUGACACACACAUGUAUGGAAAGUACAAGGGUACAUUGCUCGUGGCCAUGGGUUGUGAUGCGAACAACCAAAUUUUCCCAGUCGCCUUUGUAGUUGUUGAAUCCGAGAAUGGAGAUAGUUGGCCAUGAUUUAUGGCAUGUAUUAGGCAGUUUGUGACUGACAGGGAGUUGUGUGUCAUUUCAGAUAGACAUGGAGGUAUUGUCAGGGCAAUGAAUGAGGUGGGCAGUACCUGGGAGGAGCCUUAUGCGCAUCAUAGGCUUUGCAUCCGCCAUCUUGCAUCAAAUGUGCACACACAUUUCAAAGACAUUCAUUUAAAAAAUCUUUUUGUGUGGACCGCACGGCAACAUCAGAAAAAAAAUUUGAUGGUGGGCUCAAGAAGAUAGGUGAAAUGAGUAGGGAUGCACGCCAAUUUUUGGCCAACAUUCCUCCAGAAAUGUGGUCGCUGCACCACGAUGGCGGGUACAGAUACGGUACCAUCACUUCAAAUCUAGCUGAGGUUUUCAAUUGCGUCAUGAAAAAUGCUAGAUAUUUGCCCAUUACCGCGUUGGUCCAGGUGUCUUUUUACCGGGUUAAUGCCUACUUUGUGCAUAGGCGUGAAACCAGUAAAUUGAGGCUCACACAAGGCCACGAGUACUCCCCACACAUCACAGAUUUAAUUGAAAAAAAUAGAGAGAAGGCAAAGCAUCACAUUGUCACUCCAUUUGAUUUAGGGAGAGGUAUAUUUCAGGUGGAAACCGGUUGUGGUGGCCGAACGUUGGGAAAGGGUGGGAGAAAACAAACUGUCCACCUACAACGGAAAACUUGCACUUGUAAAAAGAUGCAGAUAUACAAGAUUCCAUGCUCUCAUGUAUUAGCCGUGUGUAGACAACGUAGUUUGUCUUAUGGUCCUUUUGUGGAUAAGUUCUUCUCAUCUGACCAAUACGUCGCCACAUAUCAUAGGGUGUUCAAACCGAUUCCUGAUCGUGAUUAUUGGCCAAAUUACAAUGGACCCGAAAUCGUGCACGAUCCAUCCAUGCUUCGGGCAAAGGGAAGACCAAAGUCGACCCGUAUUAAGAAUGAGAUGGAUGAAGGUCCACGAGGAACGGUUAGAUGUGGAAAAUGCCACCAAUCCGGCCAUAAUAGAGCGACAUGUGCGAAAAGAUCGUCUAGACAAGAGGGGGGGUCCGCCAGGUAAGGUUCUAUUUAGAGUCAAUCAUAAAUCAUGUUUUCCUUGCAGGGAAACUUAAUAAUUUCAAAAAGGAAUGUUAAAAAAAAGUAAUACAUUAUACAAUUAGAACUAAUACAAAUUUUAUUUGUUUGUAGGCAUGGAGGUGAUAGCGGAUCCUGCACCGAGUGAUCGUUCUGUCCUGACAUUGCAGGCCUCACACAGGAGUGAGGAUGUUUGUCUUGGCAUGGAUGUCCAGGUUGAUAGGUGCCGCGAGCACCUGCGGGGUUUGUCCCAUUUACAUGUCGACCCCAGAGUCCUAGCCUAUGUUCGUGUUGCUGGUUUUUUUACACUGCACAGAUUAGUGGCUACUGUGCCUCUUGAUAGAUCCCUUCUCACUGCUCUACUUGAGCGUUGGAGGCAGGAGACACACUCAUUUCACCUCCCUGUUGGUGAGGUGACUGUGACAUUGGGAGAUGUGGCUGUACUCACCGGGUUAGAGGUUCAUGGGAGAGCUGUUACAGGCACUACUUGUCGACAGUGGGUUGAUGAGUGUGAGCGGUUGUUAGGUAUCCGCCCCGUUCUUAGGACUGACCUUCAGGGGUCAUCUCUUAGGAUGCCGUGGUUGAGGGAGCACUUCCAGGUCCUUCCUCCCGACGCUGAUGAGGUGAUCAUCCAGCAGCAUGCUCGGGCGUAUAUAUUGAUGAUGAUGGGAGCCUCCAUUUUCGCUGACAAGAGCGGAAAUGAGGUUCAGGUGCUACACUUGCCUUUGCUGGAGAGGUUUGAUGUAGCAGCACAGUUCAGCUGGGGUAGUGCCACCCUGGCUUAUCUAUACAGGCAGCUGUGUCGCGGCUGCCAGAGAGGGAGCACAGAGCUGGGGGGAUUUUUGCUACUCCUCCAGAUUUGGUCAUGGGAGUAUAUCCACAUUGGCCGUCCCAUUAUAGUCGGAUAUCAUGGCAUUGAUGGACAGCCACUGCCUGAUGAGCCUCCACGUCUGCUAGGACCACAUCAUGUACGGGGCGAGGACCCUCUAGGCCGUCGGUGGCUAUAUGCUGGUCUAUCUCGCAUGUCAUCCGCAACUGGGCUCGGUGUCUACAGGGAUGCAUUGGAUCGGAUGUCUGAGGACCAGAUCACAUGGAUGCCGUUUAGACCUGAUAUGUUAGCAGAGUUGCCCCCAGCUGGACGAGAGCAUACUCACAUCUGGCGAGCACGUGUCCCGUUGAUAUGUUUUGACAUUGUUGAGCUGCAUUUGCCUGAUAGAGUCAUGCGACAGUUUGGGUUUGAGCAGGUCGUUCCACGUCCUAUCGACACUUAUGUAGAGCUGCAUAAGCUGGAUAGGCGUGGUAAGCAUACAGAGGAUUGGGCACUCAGACAUGUCCGAUACGUGACUAUGUGGGAAAGGAGAGCUGAGCUAGCUGUGGUUGGGACACCCACAUAUGUGCCAUCUGUUUCAGGAGACUACAUGGGAUGGUACUACAGCAUCACUCGGUUAUUUGUGUCUCCUUCGUUCAGACUCCCUACUCAUCAUUAUCAGCCUAGCUCCUUGGCUUUGCAUCUUACGACACGAGCUUUGCAGCGCAUACAUCAGCGGGCUACUGCCACUGUGACUGAUAUUCCUGAUGUGGACAUGUAUGGACAGGCUCUGACAGGCAUUGCCUCGUUGUGCUCAGAUGUGUUGGGCCGAGUAGACUACGGACAUCUUAUACACAUGCCCCCAUCUCAGGAGAUGGCAUCAACGUCUAGUGCAGCCGCGGCUUCAUCAUCCCAGACGCAACAUGAGAGAGUGGUUCUUCAACCACGACAACGCCGUAGGCAUAGACAUGAGCAGCAACAUCUCCAUGACGAAGCUGAUGAUGAGAACUUGUAGUUUGUCUUUUGUAUUGUAGUUUUUCUUAUGCAGUAGAUGUUGUACGAACAAUGUACAAGUUUUGAUGUUUUUUGUCUUGUUAAGUAUUGUAUGGUGUAUUGAUGUGUUCGAGUAUGAAUAUUAGAUGAUUACUUGUUAUGGCAUAUAUGAUGAUUGUAUUGUGUUAUUUCGGUUAUGAUUUGAAGGUUUUUUACGGGUGUU
This is a messenger RNA of Cuscuta epithymum, 6647 nucleotides long. The record is from the annotation of a GenBank genome assembly. NCBI's taxonomy places the organism in Eukaryota, Viridiplantae, Streptophyta, Magnoliopsida, Solanales, Convolvulaceae.